This is a messenger RNA of Belonocnema kinseyi, 2836 nucleotides long. RefSeq names its product glutamine synthetase 2 cytoplasmic-like (gene Gs2). The record is from RefSeq and is a predicted model, not a curated record. Gene Ontology annotation, molecular function: glutamine synthetase activity. The coding region runs from base 362 to 1585 and encodes 407 amino acids. Gene Ontology annotation, cellular component: cytoplasm. The transcript is spliced from 3 exons. NCBI's taxonomy places the organism in Eukaryota, Metazoa, Arthropoda, Insecta, Hymenoptera, Cynipidae.
AAGCUGUGCGAACGAGUCAUCGAUUCAAGGUUUCUCGUGCUCUCGUUUUUACUGCCUUUGGUAACAUUUCACUCUGUGCGCAUAAUUUUCGACUGUUUUGAACCCGCAUUCUUCCCUGGAAGUCGCAGGCGCUUCUGCUUGCAUCCAUUCAAAUAUACAUGCAUGCACGCAUGCAUGUACAUGCGUACAUGCCGUAGAACAACGCUGUUAAGUAUAUAUACUUGUAGGCGGUGUUCUGGCGCAGUAGCACGCAAUCGCCCAAAAAGCCAUUCUCUGGGAGAAAGUGUAGUGAAAAGAACACUGUUUGACUGACCACCUUUUUUAUUUUAUUGUAAAGAUCAAUUAUUUGAACGUUUUCAAUAUGCGUUUGAAUAUAUUUGUAAAUAUAAACAUUUUCGAAGUCGGCAUUCUCCAAAGGGCUGUGUCAGGUGGUGGAUCAGAAUGGACUAGUUUCGCAAGAUGCUUCAGCAAAACAAUGUCAAGGUCUAUACUGAAGGAGUCACCUAAUGCGGCUUUAGAUAAAACUCUGCUAAAUAGGUACUUGGAUUUGCCACAGCCAGAUAAUAAGGUGCAAGCAAAAUAUAUCUGGAUUGAUGGCACUGGUGAAGGAUUGAGAAGUAAAACAAGAACUCUGGAUUUUGUUCCAAAACAUCCGUCCGAACUACCCAACUGGACCUAUGAUGGAAGUUCAACAUAUCAAGCUGAGGGUGGAAACAGUGAUAUAUUCCUUUAUCCUGUGGCUAUAUACAAGGAUCCUUUUCGCAGAGGGUCUAAUAAAUUAGUACUUUGUGAUACCUACAAUCCUGACAGAAGUCCAACGAAAAGCAAUAAACGUUUUAGUGCUAACAAAGCAAUGGAAGCCGUAACAUCCAUGGAGCCGUGGUUCGGAAUUGAGCAAGAAUAUACUUUCUUAGAUUUCGACGGUAGGCCACUUGGCUGGCCUAAGAACGGUUUCCCUGGGCCACAAGGUCCAUAUUAUUGUGGCGUUGGCGCAGAUAAGGUCAUCGGUAGAGAAAUUGUUGAAGCUCAUUAUCGAGCCUGCUUAUAUGCAGGUGUAAAUAUAUCCGGAACUAAUGCAGAGGUUAUGCCCUCACAGUGGGAAUUUCAAGUUGGUCCGUGCGUUGGUAUUAGCGCCGGAGAUGACCUCUGGAUUGCCAGAUUUCUCCUUCAUCGUAUUGCCGAAGAAUAUGGCGUAAUCACCAGUUUGGAUCCAAAGCCUGUGGAUGGUUCUUGGAAUGGAGCUGGGGCCCAUACGAAUUUUUCCACGAAAGCUAUGCGAGCUGAGAAUGGUCUCAUUGAAAUUGAGAAGGCUAUAGAAAAACUAAGUAAAAAACAUAUAAAACAUAUUCAAGCUUACGAUCCUAAAGAAGGCAAAGACAAUGAGCGACGCCUUACUGGAAAAUGCGAGACAAGCAGCAUAAAUGAUUUUAGCGCUGGUGUGGCUAAUAGGAAUGUAAGUAUUCGGAUCCCACGAGGCGUUGCGGAUGAUAAGAAGGGAUAUUUAGAAGAUAGAAGACCCAGUAGCAAUUGCGAUCCGUAUUCCGUGUGCAACGCCUUAGUUCGUACUUGCCUUCUUAAUGAGUAAUCUUCCAGGGCGCCAUCAUUGGUAUAUUGUUUAAUAAUAAUUAGUGUCAACUAAUUUACCAUAUCAUAUACAUUAAAGAAUUUAGGUGUGAAUGAAGUUAGUCGUAUCAUUAAAGGGAUAGUGUGUUGUUAAUCAUUUCUCAAUUUCGUUUAAAAAUGAUACAUUUAAUAAAAAAAGGCUUAUCAAAAAUAAUAAAUAUUAAAAUAAGAAUAAGAAUUGACAUAGAUAUAAAGAGUCUCUGGUUGUUAAGUAAAAAUGUUUAAAGUUUCUCGUCCACAUAAAAUUUGCUAUGGUUAAAGUAAAGAAAUAAAAAGAAAAAGUCGAUGUUGUCAUUUGAUAUCUCUAAAUAGGAAUCAGUGAUAUUUCACUGACUGUAGAUGAACAAUACUUUUUAUGAAGGUUUCUUUAAAUAUAGUGAAUUAAAUAUGUGAGUUUCGACCGCGUUUUCAUAUAUUUUUAUGCUUGCAAAUAUUCCUUUUUUAAUAACAUAAUAACUUUUUUGAAAUACUUUUUUCAACGACUUCAUAUUCCUUAGAUAAUUUUAGAAUUUGAAUAUAAAAUGAUAAACCUAAAAUGUGUAUUUUCCUGAUCAGUUUCAACAAAAUGAUGUACAAAUAUGAAGGAAAACAAAAUCCGUUUAUGACCAAAUAUAGUACUUAUUGGUACCCAUUCUUUUAAUGGAAUUUUUUCUUUUUUUUAACGUUUUAAAAUUUCAUUAUAAAGUGUACAGAAAAUGUAUUAUUAUUUGAUAAUUGUCGUGCCCCUAUGAACAAUAUUACUUCUCUAUCUGCAAUCAGACCUUCUAUUGGAACACGAAGUAUAUACUCUGAUAAUGAUUUGGACAAUUAUUUUUGUUUUUCGUGAAACAAAUGCAGAAAAAUCGAAAAAAGUGUCAUUUUAAAUAGGGUGAAAGAGCCCACAGUCAACCCAUUUUUUUGAAUAUACAAUUUUCUUGUUUGUGUGAUCUCAAAAACAUGUUUAGUAGUUACUGAAUGGUUACCGGAGAUGCCUACUUCACCCACAAUUAGUUCGAUAUUCUUUAUAUUCAUUUAAAAAAAAAUUUAUAAUUUCAGGUUUAAUUUAUGUCUAUUAUGAAUGGGACAGUUUGAAAUUGUUAAAUAUCGCAUACAUAAACGAAAUAUAUACUGUAGAAAUAAAAAAUCUCUGUUAACUCAUGUUAUUUCUAAUUAUAGAUUGUAAAUAACUGAAUAUAUUGUACUACUUUACCUUCAUAAACGCAGUAAUUUGGUA